This is a messenger RNA of Toxotes jaculatrix (banded archerfish), 969 nucleotides long. RefSeq names its product mitochondrial ribosomal protein L20 (gene mrpl20). NCBI's taxonomy places the organism in Eukaryota, Metazoa, Chordata, Actinopteri, Toxotidae. Bases 215 to 664 code for a protein of 149 amino acids. Gene Ontology annotation, molecular function: rRNA binding; structural constituent of ribosome. The transcript is spliced from 4 exons. The record is from RefSeq and is a predicted model, not a curated record. Gene Ontology annotation, biological process: ribosomal large subunit assembly; translation. Gene Ontology annotation, cellular component: ribosome.
UCUUUCCCGACAUCCCGGUCAGCAAACCCGGGUGAAGCCGAGGAAGCACGGAAACCAGAUGUCCUGUGUUUUAUAACGAACGUACCCGGCGCGUCUCUGUCACUCGUUUGCACGGCGUGUGGAAUUGAAUUGAGUCUCCUUUCAGGUUGGGCUCUGUUAAGGUCACUCAAAUCUGUUUUGUUUUCUGUUAAGCGAGGUCGAGUGAAAAACAGAUAUGGUGUUCCUGACGUUGUCUUGCUGGAUCAGAAGCCGGGGACCCGACCGAUACUGGAAAGUGCAAGAAGUUCUCAAGCAUGCGCGGCACUUCAGAGGCAGACGGAACCGCUGCUACACUCUGGCUGUGCGGGCGGUACGCAGGGCUUUCGUCUACGCCACCAAUGCACGGAGGCUCAAGAAACGUAACAUGAGAACGCUCUGGAUUACACGCAUUGCAGCAGCAUCACGGGAGCACGGCAUGAAGUAUCCUGUCCUGAUGCACAACCUUACAAAGACCAGCGUUCAGCUGAACCGACGUGUUAUCACUGACCUCGCUGUCACAGAACCUCGGUCAUUCCUCUCACUUGCUAAGCUGGCACGGGCUCGGCAACAAGAGGGCUUCCGUGCAGCGCUGGGUGAUGGCAAAGAGCCGCCUGGUGUCUUCUCCCGCAUUGUUUCACUACAAUAAAGGACUUGCUACGGUUAAGGAUUUCCAGUUGCUGUGUGGUUUAAAGAGCAGCUCUCUUGGAUUGUUGAGAUAAUCCUGAAGAGAAUGUGAUUGUCAAUUUCCAUAACUCUCCCUGUGUAUAUCAUAUGCAACCUUUAUUAAGUUAUGGUUUGAUGCUGUUGCAUUGUGAGUUUUUUUUUUCCAGGAAGAAAAAAAGACUGUUUUCAAGCUUUAUCACAUGACAACUUUUGUCUCUGUAAAUAUAUGUUUUACCCUUUGUUGUGGUAAGAUUGUACUGAUAAUGUUUAGUUCAUUAAACAUUUUGA